CUCAAAAGUAUCCAUCUACAUUUCCAUUUUGAACAUAAACUCAAGUCAAAAUUGCAGAGCUAUAUGUAUCUAUCAUGUAUCUAUGUAUCAUCAUUUUUCUAAAAAAAGCCACAAACACUGAUUUCAACCAAUCAUCUCAUUUGACCUCGGAUUUUCCCAAAUUAAAUUAAACAAUCCCACAUUUAGAAACCCGCCAAACGAACAAACUUUUUUUUUUUUUUUUUCUUAAUUAGGAAGAAAAAGUUGUUUGCUUGCGGUAGCUGGGGGGUCGUCGGAGAAUAAAGUCAACGAUGGGUGGAGGGCCGAUAUUCUUGCCGGAAUAUCCUUUGGCCGGAGAUACUUGUGCCUUGGUUUUUUCGACAUGCCUUGCACUCUUUUUGCUUUGGGUUUUUGAACAAACUGCUAGAAGAGGGAUUUUUGACCAGAAACUAAACAGGAAGCUUGUGCAUAUAACCAUUGGACUGGCAUUCAUGUUAUGCUGGCCUCUUUUCAGUUCAGGCAAUCGAGGAGCAGUUAUAGCAGCUCUUGUUCCCGGCGUCAACAUAGUUAAAGUGCUUCUAAUAGGACUUGGAAUAGUUAAAGAUGAGGCCACUGUAAAGUCAAUGAGCAGAUUUGGAGACUAUAGGGAACUGUUGACAGGUCCAUUGUACUAUGCUUCUGCUAUCACGUUUUGUUGUACAGUCUAUUGGAGAACAUCCCCAGUAGCCAUUGCUGCAAUUUGCAAUCUUUGUGCAGGAGAUGGUUUUGCUGACAUUAUUGGAAGGCGGUAUGGAAAGAAGAAGCUCCCUUAUAACUCUGAUAAAUCUUAUGCAGGGUCCAUUGCUAUGGCAACUGCUGGUUUCAUAGCAUCUGUUGGGUACAUGUACUAUUAUUCAAUGUUUGGCUUCAUUGAGAACAGCUUUGGAGUUGUGUUUGGAUUUUUGGUUGUGUCUGUUGCAAGUGCUUUUGUAGAGUCUCACCCUAUAAGCACCAAGUUUGAUGACAAUCUGACGGUGCCUCUUGCCUCUGUGUUGUUAGGAACUUUGGUAUUCUCAUAAAAUGUGUUGAGCUGUAAACAUAGGUAUCUGUUGUAACAUGUCGUCCUUUGUCCGACAAAACAUGCAUCUAUUAUUGUACAAGAAUGUUGGCUUUGAUGCUCUAUUUAAUUUGUUAGUUAACCA
Erigeron canadensis is the source of this 1160-nucleotide messenger RNA. RefSeq names its product probable phytol kinase 3, chloroplastic. Lineage: Eukaryota; Viridiplantae; Streptophyta; Magnoliopsida; Asterales; Asteraceae. The record is from RefSeq and is a predicted model, not a curated record. Gene Ontology annotation, molecular function: kinase activity. Bases 291 to 1037 code for a protein of 248 amino acids. The transcript is spliced from 6 exons.